AUGGCUUCUUUCUCGUUGACCGCUGACACCUUCCCCGUCCCUACUUAUCUGCCCAGAGGGUAUAGUAACCUUCGUACCUUUCUUGACGUGACUUUCAACAUACACUGGAUGAGCCAUGGAACCAAAUCGCCCCAAGCGACACCUCUUAUCAUUACCGGCGGAGAUCCGGAUCCUUAUCUAUAAGGCGGUGUUUGAUGAUAACGACGUUUGUGAAAUCCAACGCAGGUCCAUUCCUGUCUGGUGCCCGGUCGACAAAUGCUGGUAUAAAGUCCGGCGACAGUUCAUGGCCGACCAGACGAAUCGAAAUAGCUGGGAUGGCUUCUGUUCACAUCCGGGUUGUCAAACAAAACAAGGCCAAACAGUCAGUCGUGACAUCUACGUCGGCCAUGGUCCACUCAUAGCUUCCGGGCAUUAUCCUUGCCCCAAGUCCCUGGAGAGGAAUCCGGCGCUUAGUCUCGGCUUCCUUCGCACCUGUCGUCAGGUAUACGAAGAGGCAAGACACUUCCCCUAUAGUCGAGCCACCUUUUUCACCCAAGAGCUUGGCAGCUUUGCCAACUUCACCUAUUCCUUGAAAGCAUGGCAGGUGGCCUCCAUAGCUCAUCUCAAGAUACGGAUUCCAUUGGUGCAGAGCGUAGAGACACAUCUGGCCGAAUGGAACGAAACGCUUUCUUUAAUUAGCCUGGCGUUCCAUGGCUUGUCUACUAUCUCUGUGGAUGUCCACUUCCGCUAUGCUGAGCAAACCUGGAGGGACACCUUCUGGGAUGGCGGACUUUUAGAAUUGGAUCGGUUAAAGUUGAAGGGCAUGCAACUGGUCAUCUACGAGGGGGAAAGGGAUCCCAGACAAUUCUUCGAGUAUUCGGCGGGGACCCUGGCAUCUGCACAGCCGAAUCAGAAGGCUGCCACUCCCAACCCCAUCAGCUUCCAACAUGCCCGUGAUACCCUUCGACAACGGGACCAGUCGCGCAUUGAUCCCAACGAUACCGGGCGCUUAUUUUUCCGCCUCUCGCCCAACGACUUCCCUCUCUAUGUAUGCAAUCUCAUCCACUUGCUUCCUCAGCGGCCUCGCACUGAAGCGGAGAUCCGGCGCGAGGAUAGACAUCAGCGGGACUACAAUUACCACUACGCCUAUCCCGAGGACGACCCUGAACACGUGAACCCAAUCUUCGGCUUCCAGUUCAGUGACGCUCUCAAGGGAAACAAGGAUGAGAUUGCGCGAGGGCUAGAUAAGCUGCAACGGUCUCGCAAACGCUUGCAGCAGCAAAAGGCCAAGUCGCCCUUACCUUUGCCCUACAAGCCCAGUCGGAGAGGCGUCUACCCACAAAGUCGGAGGAAUAGCCAGGAGUAUCAAUCCGACCGCAGUGAUAUGGGCGAGGAGAUUGAGCGUCCCGGAGACUGGAGACGCCGUUUGGUUCAGGAAAAGUUUGCACCGUUUAUGGAGUCCUUCCCCUUGUCAGCGACCCGAAAAUACCCCGGACCCCAGAGCAUCUGUUUGAAUUGCCCACGAGAGGCCACUGGAGACAGCGAGCAUGUGAAAUAAAAGUUUGCAAAUGGUCUCACUGCAUGUACAUAGUGAAGCCAUAUUUCCCUUAAUAGAUCAGCAAUAGUCGUCUGUUCCAAGCAGAGGAACUUGAGAACUCAUGAAUAGCAAAAAAUAACAUCCGUAUAGUACCAUU
This is a messenger RNA of Aspergillus piperis CBS 112811, 1673 nucleotides long. RefSeq lists its product as uncharacterized. The transcript is spliced from 3 exons. The record is from RefSeq and is a predicted model, not a curated record. Bases 116 to 1537 code for a protein of 473 amino acids. NCBI's taxonomy places the organism in Eukaryota, Fungi, Ascomycota, Eurotiomycetes, Eurotiales, Aspergillaceae.